Messenger RNA from Olea europaea var. sylvestris, 2351 nucleotides. RefSeq names its product light-mediated development protein DET1. Lineage: Eukaryota; Viridiplantae; Streptophyta; Magnoliopsida; Lamiales; Oleaceae. The record is from RefSeq and is a predicted model, not a curated record. Gene Ontology annotation, biological process: positive regulation of proteasomal ubiquitin-dependent protein catabolic process; carbohydrate metabolic process; protein ubiquitination. The transcript has 11 exons. The coding region runs from base 248 to 1828 and encodes 526 amino acids. Gene Ontology annotation, molecular function: ubiquitin protein ligase binding; ubiquitin-like ligase-substrate adaptor activity. Gene Ontology annotation, cellular component: nucleus; cullin-RING ubiquitin ligase complex.
UAUUGAAUGCGUUGCACUUGCUCGUACACGGACAGCCAUUCCUUUUUUUCUCUCUGUACUCUUCUUCAUCCGUUCCCUCCACUCAACUCCUCCACCGCUACCUUGUAGAACCAUCACUUGCAGAACCAACUACGCAGUACCCAAAGACCUUCUGAAGAUCAUAUGGUACUGUUUUUCCGCACCCGCAUGGUGUGAAGCAGAAGCAGAUUGAGAGAAGUCAUUUAUCUGAACAGUACAAAGAUUACUUAUGUUUAGAAGAAACAAUGUUACGGCCCGGAUUUUUGAGCGUCAGAUGUCCAACCCUGCUCCUGGCACCAGUGUUCAUCGUGCCCGGCGAUUUUAUGAGAACAUAGUCCCAAGUCAUACCAUAUAUGACAUUGAAUGUCCAGAUCUUUUAUUUCGUAAGUUCACGGAUGAUGGACAGUAUCUUGUAACUUUCAGCAGGAAUCAUCAGGAUCUCAUUGUUUAUAGACCAACAUGGUUGUCAUUUUCGUGCAAAGUAAAAGAUUGUUAUGCUGAUGGCCUUCCAAAUAAAGCCAACAAAUUUGAGAGUUUCUUCACUCAAUUAUACAGUGUUACUCUUGCUUCCACUGGUGAAUUUAUAUGCAAAGAUUUCUUCCUUUAUAUAGAAGGCAAACAGUUUGGAAUUUUUGCAACUUCAACUGCACAAAUACAUGAUGCACCUGCUGUUGGAGGUGCAAUUCAAGGAGUCCCAUCAAUUGAAAAGAUAACUUUUCACCUCUUGAGACUGGAAGAUGGAGUUAUACUUGAUGAGAGGGUUUUUUGCAAUGAUUAUGUUCAUUUGGCACAUAGCAUGGGUGGUGUCUUCUUGUACGACGAUUUAUUGGCCAUAGUCUCUCUUCGUUAUCAAAGAAUACACAUUCUCCAGAUUAGGGACUCUGGCAACCUUGUUGAUGUGCGGGCAAUUGGGAAAUAUUGCCAUGAAGAUGAUGAACUUUUCCUCAACUCUAGUGUGCAGGUGUCUUCAAAUCAUAUUGAGAAUGGUUCACAACAUAUCGAACAUAUUCCUGAAACUCCUUUUUUGAGCGGUUUAAAGCAGCGAUUGCUUUCAUUUAUAUUUCGAGGAAUAUGGAAUGAAGAAGAUGAUCCAAACCUGAGGAUGCAAUGCUUGAAGAAGAAGUUCUAUUUCCAUUUCCAAGAUUAUGUUGAUUUGAUCAUCUGGAAGGUGCAAUUCUUGGACCGACAUCACCUGUUGAUCAAGUUUGGCAGUGUUGAUGGUGGGAUGGCACGAAAUGCAGAUAAUCAUCCGGCUUUUUUCGCUGUAUAUAACAUGGAGACUGCAGAAAUUAUUUCAUUUUAUCAGAACACAGCGGAGGAGCUUUAUUCAUUGUUUGAACUGUUCUGCGACCACUUUCAUUCAUCAUCAAAGAAUUCAUCACUUUACAUGAAUUUCAUAUCGAGUCAUUCGAAUAACAUCCAUGCCCUGGAGCAGCUAAGGAGCAAUAAAAAUAAGGCUACCAGCUUUCCUCAGUUUGUGAAGAAGAUGUUAGUCAAUUUGCCUUUUAACUGUCAGUCUCAGAGUCCUUCCCCCUACUUUGACCAAUCCCUCUUCCGAUAUGAUGAAAAGCUGAUUUCUGCAACUGACCGACAUAGACAGUCCGCUGAGCAUCCCAUAAAAUUCAGUUCAAGGAGGCAACAUAAUAUUCUCAAAUUUAAGAUUAAACCAGGACCUGAAGCUGGAACCUCUGAUUGCCGAAACAAAAAAAUCUGCUCAUUUCUCUUUCAUCCAGUUUUGCCCCUAGCAAUAUCCAUCCAACAGACACUGUUUUUUCAGCCAGCAGUUGUAAAUAUUCACUUCCGUCGAUAAUUCUUUCUCAGCAGCACAGGCUAUAUGUUUUUUCUUUGGCAAAAGCGCGUGAUUCCGUCUGAAAUCAGCAUAGAGGCUGUAUAUGUUCGACAUAUCUUGGAUGUGUUCACGUAUUCGUAUUUGUGGAUAGUCUUAGGUAUCUCAUACAAUCAUGGGCACUUUCAUAUUCGUAUACCAUUCUUGUUGUGGGGGUUAGCUAGACAGAAAUCUCCAUGUAAGCUUGAAACCAAGCCAAAAUUUUUUGACCCCAGGAUUCAAAUGUAAUAUUCUGCUCCCAAUUGUGCUGUGAAUUCACAGGAGGAAGCAAGUUUUCGACUGGCAAAACUGCUUCGAUUCUGGCAAACGACGCCCAGACAUGGACACGAACUUAAAUUAAGUUAUGUGGUAUGCACCUAUUAGAAGCUUAUGAUCUUAAUUUCAAAACAGGAAGAGAUCCAGAAUCUGUAUGAUAAAGUGUACUUUCCAAAUUGCAUUAAUGCUGUGUUUUAUGCCAAGUGAGAAUUACCUAAGAGGAGUUGACGUA